Molecule: messenger RNA, 3239 nt
Organism: Cydia pomonella (codling moth)
Lineage: Eukaryota; Metazoa; Arthropoda; Insecta; Lepidoptera; Tortricidae
Exons: 2
Coding region: 232-2469 (745 amino acids)
Source: RefSeq, a predicted model, not a curated record
CGGUCGGUGGGAACCGUAUAUUAUACGUACUAAAUACCUAGCUUUAAAAUUCCACCCAACUCUAAACCCUACGUUACACAUAGAACCUCAAACUUAAAAGGCGGACGCAUUUAAACUGUUUGAUUAUUAUGUCAACAGUUGACAGACUGUAUUUGUAAAUAACAGAAAAUGACAGUAAAAUAUCAGUGAAUUUGUUGUAUUUAAUUAAACUCUAGAUAAAUUUCUGUUCUUAUGCAUAUGGAUUAUGAAUACUUUAAGAAAACGCAAAAAAGGAUCAAAAUCGACGCCCUGGACAUGAGAAUUGAUCGGUUGAUAGCCAAAUAUUCCAAUGUUUGUCAAGCCGAUGGUAAAUUACAAGUCCAUUCUAAAAUGAAUAACAGCAACUUCACAAAUGAUUCGAAAAGGAAUACAUUAACUUCAUAUACGAAAGUCCCAGACCACAAGACCACUCGUGUUCACGCAUACCCCCUAAAAAGCGAUCACUACUUUUAUAAGUUCCAGCAUUCAAGUGAUUCUGAUGAAGAAAAUGAACAGUGUUAUAUUCGAAUAGCUUGUCAUGAUAUUGAUUGUACUAGUAAUUCUAAUACUGACAGUGAAUUGACUUUACCGGCAACAAAUUAUAAACGCCCUAAUAAAAACUCUGCCGUUAAGUCUAAUGUAAAAUUCGAGGAUCGUGUUAAGCAUGUAAACCUGCAAACUUCAUUCACCAACGAAAAUUCUAAGAAAUCCUACGCAGAGAAAACCACAUACUGUCGACCUAUAAAUAACUCGUACGAUAGAUAUUUUGUUAAUGAUGUGAUGAAAAAAAACGCUAAGUUGCAGAUGCUUUUAACCAAAUAUGUAAUCAGGCGCCACCGAGAGAAAGAAAAAGAAAAGUGGAAUAAUUAUGUUAAUAACCAAUCUUUUAGAGACUGGUCGAAGCAGUCGUCACCAUCUGUGUAUGGAAAGCCUGAAAGUCCUUUAUGUAACGAUGACGAUACGAAAAGUAAGUUGCGCCAGUCCGACUCUUGUAAAGAAAUAUUGCAUGAUUUCUAUGAUGCUAAAGAUACAGUGUUUCCAGAGUACCUAACCGAAUUUGAAAAAAGAAAACGCUAUAUUGCCAGUUUAUCAAACAAAGUGGUUGAAAAUAAGCAGCAUUACUUCCUUAAUAUAUCAAAAGGCAGAAAAAGUUGUGAGAACGGCGAGCAAAAUGAUAGUCCUCAUCCAUACCGUAAAAUAAUUGAUGAGCCUAAAACUGCAAAUGACGAUCAAAACCAUUCAGGAGCACAAUUUCCUAAGGCGUAUCAACAUUUAAAACAAAUAAAGUCAGCUGGUCUAUAUCACGUGUCUAUUUUUGAUACUAAACAAAGCAGAGAUGUGCAAACUCACAUCACGUUUGGAGCAUAUAACACUACAAAUUAUGUCACAAACGAAUUAGAUUCAGAAUUUCAGACUACAGACAAUGAGAUCCGUGCUAUGAUAAAAGAUGUAAACGAUGUGGAAAAUAUGACUACAACCACAGAAAAUCAUUAUGCGGUAGCAGAACCUGUUUACACUCUUAAGGAGAUGAGUAAUGCAACUAAGACAUCCAUAGAAGUUCUCGAGAACAAGCUUGAUACACUAAUAAACUUAUUUAACUCAUUUGUAUCAGAUUGUAAAACGAAAAAUAUGUUGAGUGAUAAAAUAUCAACAGAUACCUUUAUAAUUGACGGAAACCAAUAUACAGCUGAUAUUUCGACUUUAAAAGUGGAAAAUAAUAAGAAAAAAGUAAGCAUCGUUGGCAACGUUAUGACCAACACUUCACUGUGCGCUAUAGAUUCUAAACUCUCCCCCUCACAUUACUUGAUGAAUAUGAAGCUAAACAAAAUACUUCACGAGGAACUAGAUAAAAGUAACAAAAUAAGAAGCGAAAUACAAAACAUGUUGAAAACGAACCGAUCAGCAAUUGAAUUAAAUAUUGAUAUACCUACGAAAGAAUGCUCGACAGAAGUGACGGAUUCGCUCUCUAAAACCAAACUAGAGUCUCGAAGCAAAGGCGUAGUUAUUGAAGACAUUUCAUAUCGGCAUAUUCCUCAGCGUAGACCACCCGAUCGAAGAAUUGCAGUAAAUACAGAGCCUCUGGGCUUACUGACAUUGCUGAGACUGUCCACAGAGGCUGUAAAACAGGUCCUGUCCUUUAUACCAGACAUAAGUUGGUAUCUUUCAAGAGCCGGUCGCCCUGUGCGUGGCAGCAACGACUACGUGUGCAAUAUUUGUGGUGCGGCUUUUGCGCGCCCGUCGGAGCUCGGAGCGCACAUUUUGCGCCAUGAUUUGGGUCAAAGCAGAGACUGCAGUAUAUGCCGCCACACCGUGGACAGACACCGUCCAUCCCAGCUGUUCCGGUGCCAGCACUGCGGGAAGCUGUUCACGCGCGCCUACUGCUGCGAGCUGCACCAGCAAUGUUGCGGACACAGCUUGCGAAGCCCGCCGAGCCGAGCGCUGCUGCGGUAGCAGCAAUGUUGCGGACACAGCUUGCGAAGCUCGUCGAGCCGAGAGCUGCUCAGGUAGCAGCAAUGUUGCAGACACAGCUUGCGAAGCCCGCCGAGCUGAAUGCUGCUCAGGUAGCAGCAAUUUUGCGGACACAGCUUGCGAAGCCCGCCGAGCCGAGCGAUGCGCAGGUAGCAGCAAUGUUGCGGACACAGCUUGCGAAGUCUGUCGAGCCGAGCGCUGAAAACUGUGUCAAUCUAGUCGCAAGACGUCAGCGAGCAGCCGUAGGGCAGGUUACGCUGAGGUAGAAGUAUUCAGGGCUCAGAACCGGUAUUGAAAUACCUGUUAAUACCGUUCUUAAACGGUUAUAUCGUUUCUUUCCAUCAAAAACAGGUUAAUUGAUAUAACGCGAAAUAAAAAAAUCGUUAUUUCUCCGAUAAGAAAAUAGAUCCAAAAUUUAUAGAUCGUGUGGAAAAAUACCGGUAAAACUCUGGAAACUGAUGCCUUGUAUACCUUUGUUAUGUUAGAUAAAACAAAUCAUUGUAGACACAUUUUUUUAUCAAGUUAAGAUCGUGAUUAAUCGUCAAGUAGGGACGAGACUGAUACGAAGCGUAUUUGGGUACCCACCCUUUAAUAGUUAUACCUAUAAUAUAGUUUUAGAUAUUAAAUGAUAUCCUUGCAUGGGUGCAUAAGUGUAUUUCCUUGUCAUAACAGGGACGACACUGAUUCAUAAAUUGCCUUUUGUAAAUUGUAUUUAUAAACAUUACACGAUAAUAUAUUGCCCUUGUUUCCCA